Messenger RNA from Daucus carota subsp. sativus, 2250 nucleotides. RefSeq names its product protein FAR1-RELATED SEQUENCE 5-like. NCBI's taxonomy places the organism in Eukaryota, Viridiplantae, Streptophyta, Magnoliopsida, Apiales, Apiaceae. The coding region runs from base 1 to 2250 and encodes 749 amino acids. The record is from RefSeq and is a predicted model, not a curated record. The transcript has 5 exons. Gene Ontology annotation, biological process: regulation of DNA-templated transcription.
AUGAUAGGUUCGAGUUGUGGGGAUUCUUCUCUUGUUAAUCGUGGCUGUGAUGAUGUUACUUCUGUUGGUAGUGGAACUGUUCCCUCGAGUCAGAACGAAGAAUCUGUGACAAGUUACUCAGAUGUUCGUGAAAGAUUUUAUCUUCCUGUUAAUGUUCCUGAUGUUUCAAAGCCAAAUAUUAAUCAAUCUUUUCAGAGUCUGGAUCAGGCUUUUGUAUUCUAUAAAGAUUAUGGUCGUUUAAGUGGUUUUGAUGUGAGGAAGGGAACUGAAAAGAAGGAUGCAUUUGGUACUAUUACUUUCAAACACUAUACAUGUAGUAAAGAAGGUUCUAAUGAGUUUCGUAGUAUUUCGGACAGUAAUUCAAGUAAUGUGAAGCGUAGGCGAACUGCUUCUACAAGGUGUUGUUGCAAAGCGAAGAUAGUUUUGAAGCUUAAUAAAGAUAGACAAUACUUUGUCUUUAAGUUUGAUGAAGAGCAUAAUCACCCUUUGGUUGAUGAAUCUGGAAGGCAGUUUUUGCGAUCUAGUCGUGAAAUGACAGUUAGUUCUAGGAAUUUUGUGUUUGAUGCUACAAAAGUUAACAUUGGUUGUAGUAAAGCUUAUGGAUUGAUGAAAGAAAUGGUUGGUGGUUAUUCGAAUGUUGGAGCUACAUUGAGGGAUUUUAGGAACUUUAAUCGGGAUUUGAAAGAGUACGUUGGUGAAAGAGAUGGGCAGAUGUUGAUUGAUAAGUUUAAAGUUUUUCAGGAGAGCUCGAGUUCUUUCUAUUAUGCGUAUGAUCUUGAUGAAGCAGGGCGUUUGACAAAGCUUUUUUGGGCUGAUGCAAUUUCUCGGAGGAAUUUUGAGGUUUAUGGUGAUGCCGUCUCAUUUGAUGCGACGUUUGACACAAAUAAGUAUAACAUGAUUUUUGCCCCAUUUAUUGGGGUUGAUAAACAUGAAAAAUGCAUAACCUUUGCUGCAUGCCUUUUGUCAAAGGAAGAUGUCACGCACUAUAAAUGGGUUUUUGAUCAAUUUUCUACAUGUAUGGGGCGACAUCCUGUUGUUAUUGUGACAGAUCAGUGUCCUGCAAUGAAAAUUGCAGUUUCUUCGUCGCUUUCUUCGAAAAAUGGUCUUGUUGCUACUAAGCACCGUUUGUGCAUGUGGCAUAUCAUGCAAAAGUUUCCUAUAAAGCUUGGUAAUCGAUUAUGUAAAGAAACAGACUUUAUGGAGAAAUUGAAAAAAUAUAUAUGGUCAACACACCUAGAGAUUACUGAUUUUGAACAAGGUUGGGAAGCUGUUAUCAAAGAAUUUAAUUUGGAGAAUGACAAGUGGCUGACUGAUAUGUAUGCUAUUAGAUCAUUGUGGAUUCCAUCCUUUUUCAGAGAUGAGCCUAUGUUUGGGUUGAUGAGGACCACAUCUAGGUCAGAAAGCGAGAAUUUUUUCUUUGCUCAGUUUCAUAGACAAGCUGACACAUUAUGUGAGUUUUGGUUGCGGUUUCAAAGUGCCAUGGAAAGACAAAGAAACGAGACAAAGAGACUGGAUGAAGAGUCGAAAUCAAGCUUUCCUACUACUUUGUCUAGAUGGUUUAUUGAAGAUGAUGCAGCUGAUUUGUUCACUCGAACGGUUUUUUACAGAGUUCAGGAGGAAAUUCUGGCAGCUUGUUUGGAUAUGCAGAUAAAGCGAAUGAGUGAAGAAAUAGAUGGUGUUACGAACUUUGAAAUUAAGGAUGUGAAAGUUAAAGAAAAGAUCUUUAAGGUGUCGCAAAUUGGAGUAACUAGAUUCCCUAGAAGUCUUCUUCUUAACCGUUGGUCCAAAAUUGCGGAUUCUGGAAGCUCAUGUGAUAUGAUAUCUACUGAUUACUUGAAGAUGGAAAAUGUUUCUUUGAAAUUGAUGAACAUUUGGUUUGACUUUCGUCAAGUUCUUAACAAGGCUGGAUUGCAGAUGGAAGCUCUGGAAUUUGUUCAUAAGACAGUCAAGCAGUUGAGCAGUGAAGUUGGAGGUGGUUGUACUGAUGGUGGUGGUUUUUCAAAAAAAGACCAUCUUGCUUCUUUGAUUGGUGACCAACCUCAGGGUGAGAUUACAGUUUUAGUUCCUAAUGUUUCCAAAAACAAAGGAAACUAUUUUAAAUCAACAAGGUUGAUUAGCGAGAGAGAGAAAGCAAUUACUAAGUCAAAAAAGAGAAUCCGAAAGUGUAAAGAAUGUUUAGCAACUACUCAUGAUUCACGUACUUGUCCAUGUAUCAACAACCAUGGUUUCUAUAUGCUUCCCAAUAUUUAG